Messenger RNA from Pseudomassariella vexata, 2397 nucleotides. Its product is annotated as RNA ligase-domain-containing protein. Gene Ontology annotation, cellular component: nuclear inner membrane. The transcript is spliced from 2 exons. The coding region runs from base 1 to 2397 and encodes 798 amino acids. Lineage: Eukaryota; Fungi; Ascomycota; Sordariomycetes; Amphisphaeriales; Pseudomassariaceae. Gene Ontology annotation, biological process: tRNA splicing, via endonucleolytic cleavage and ligation. Gene Ontology annotation, molecular function: RNA ligase (ATP) activity; GTP-dependent polyribonucleotide 5'-hydroxyl-kinase activity; phosphoric diester hydrolase activity. The record is from RefSeq and is a predicted model, not a curated record.
AUGGAUUUACCGAAGGCGCCUCAUGCUGAUCAAGAUGUUCACGAAAUAUCCACAUUGAUUCAAGGACUGGACAAUAAGUCCAAUAAGACGAAGAAGGGCUUCCGAGCAAAGAAGACCAGCUUCAAAGUCCACGGCUCGCGAGACGGUAUUGUUGUCGAUUCGUGGAGAUUCCAAGACUAUGACUACAAACGCCCUGAUCUACCAACCUACGCCCGUGGACUGUUCACGACCAAGAAUCGGAGAAACCAGCCCGAGAUCGCCAUCAGAGGAUAUGACAAAUUUUUCAACACUGGUGAGGUCUCUGACACAAAGUGGGAGAACAUUAAGAAGAAGACGCAUGGGCCCUAUGAACUCACUCUGAAGGAAAAUGGAUGCAUCAUCUUCAUCGGUGGCCUGGAAGACGAGACGCUGCUGGUAUGCAGCAAGCACUCGACGGGGCCCCGAAGUGACGUCGCGCUGAGUCAUUCUAUGGCGGGUGAGAAGUGGGUGGAUAGACAACUCCACACCAUCGGCAAGACAAGAGCAGAGCUAGCCCGCGAGUUGAGAAAACGGAAUGCGACGGCCGUAGCAGAGCUUUGUGAUGACGACUUUGAGGAGCAUGUGCUUGCAUAUACCCCAGACAAGGCCGGACUCUAUCUCCAUGGAAUCAACAUCAACAUCCCGAGAUUCAUGACCUAUCCCAGCGAUCAGGUUCAGAAAUUUGCCGACGAAUGGGGCUUCCGCAAGGUCGGCCUUCAGUCAUUCGAUGAUAUCGACACAGUUAAGACCUUCCUGGAUGGAGUUGCCGAGUCUGGCGCUCAUGAGGGCCGCGAUGUGGAGGGCUUCGUCAUUCGGUGCAAGAUGUCAGAGAACCCCGAUGGAGGAUUAUCUUACCAUGAUUGGUUCUUCAAAUACAAGUUUGAGGAGCCGUACUUGAUGUACCGUCAAUGGCGUGAGUGUACCAAGGCGCUCAUUGCUGGAAAGCCCCAAAAGUUCAAGAAGCACGUAAAAAUUACCGAAGAGUACCUCCUCUAUGCCCGGAAGCGCCUCGCACAGGACCCCAAGCUAGGCAAUCUGUAUAACCAGAAUCAUGGCAUCAUUGCGCUGCGAGAUGACUUCCUCAAGUUCAAGAAUUUGAAGGGGUCUGAAGCAGCUAAUUGCGAAGCCGAGUUUGGUGGCGACGACGACGCAGCACUGGUAGAUUCCGGUAUCGUCAUCGUUCCAAUUGCAACUAUCGGAUGCGGCAAGACCACCAUUGGGGUAGCGUUAUGUCAUCUCUUUCGAUGGGGCCACAUCCAGAACGACAACAUUCAAGGCAAAGGACGGCCUGCAAGAAUGGUUCAAGGGGUUAUGCAGCUCCUUGCUCAGAAUCCAGCUGUCAUUGCCGACAGGAAUAACUCGGAACGCCGAGAGCGGGAGCAGAUUAUCAAAGACAUCAAAUUACAAAAUACAGAAGCCCGACUCGUUGCUAUGAACUUCUCACAUGGAGACAUUGAGGAAGUCCGACGAGUGACACGUGAGCGUGUCCUCAGGCGCGGCGACAACCACCAAACCAUCCAGGCAGCAUCGGACGAGAGCAAGGUCAUUGCCAUCAUGGAAAAUUUUAUUCACCGCUUCCAGCCCUGUGAUGCAAGCCAGAGACCAGACGAUGGUUUUGACCUGGUCAUCGAUCUCGACCCGUCCAAGGACAGCCGCACCAAUCUGGAAAUCAUGAUCAACGCUCUACACGAAAAGUAUCCUCGUCUUGUGCCUGACAUCCCGAGCUCCGAGGAUAUGGAUGAGGCGAUCAAGGCGGCAAUAGAGGAGUAUACCCCCGAUCUGCGUCAUACGAUUCCAGAUCGAAAGGACAACAAGAAGGACAAACAGGCUCAUAACCAGGAGCAAGGCAAGGCACAGAAGAAAAAGCCCCUGGAAUACAUGUCCAUCUCGGUGCCGGCCAAGGAUGUUAAUGGCGCGCUCGAAGCCGCCUUUAAGGGCGUUGACCCAAGUACAUCCAGAUUUUACAAGCAGCUGCAAAGCACUAGGCGUGUGCAACCCAUGUUCCACGUAACAUUGAUGCACCGAGCAUCUUCGAAAGACCACCCUGAGCUGUGGUCUCAAUACGUGAAAAUGGAGGCCGAGACUGCAAGCACCGAUGGAAAGCUGGGCGAGUGCGAGAUCGAGCUUGAGCGUGUCGUAUUCGACAACCGCAUUAUGGCCAUUGUAGUCCGCAUCGUCGAUCCGGAUGGCAAAUGGACCUGCGUCAACCGUAUAUCUCAUAUCACGGUUGGCACACGUGACGACAACGUCAAGCCCAAGGAAAGCAAUGACCUCCUUGCCAAAUGGCUGGAGUUUGGUACUGGCGGCGAGAUCAUGGAGCGUGUCUUCGAGCCCAAGCUCACCUUGAAGGGCGUGGUACGUGGUGUGUUGAGUCGCUAG